AAUGUGGAACCCAGGGCCAGCCCCGCUGGGAAAAGAUAAAAAGGCCCUUGGCGGCUCAGCAGCUCACUGUGCUAGCUCCCUUGGCUCGCAGCUGCUCCUUCCAGCUCCCAGCUGCUCCCUCAGCUCCCGGCUGCUUCCCCACUUGCCGUCAGUCAUGAGGUCCUCUGUGUCUCGGCAGACUUACUCCACGAAGGGAGGCUUCAGCUCUAACUCAGCCAGCGGAGGGGGCGGGAGUCGGAUGCGAACCAGCUACAGCUCGGUGACCAUGUCCAGGAGCAGCGGCAGCGGCAGUGGCGGUGUGGUCCGCUCUUGCCCCGGCUCUGGGGGCUUUGGCAGCCGAAGCCUCUAUAAUUUGGGAGGCAAGAACAUCUCUGUCAGUGUGGCUGGUGGAGCCUCCUCUGGCCGGGCACUAGGAGGCUUUGGCAGUGGGGCCUAUGUGGGCCUAGGGGCUGGCAGGCAGACAUUUGGGCCAGUCUGUCCUCCUGGGGGAAUUCAGGAAGUCACUGUCAACCAGAGUCUGCUGACACCUCUCAAUGUGGAGAUAGACCCUGAGAUCCAGCGGGUACGCACCCAGGAGCGCGAGCAGAUCAAGACCCUCAACAACAAGUUUGCGUCCUUCAUCGACAAGGUACGUUUCCUGGAGCAGCAGAACAAGGUGCUGGAGACCAAGUGGGCCCUGCUGCAGGAACAGAGCCAGAACGUAGGGGUCGCCCAGAGCCUGGAGCCUUUCUUUGAGACUUUCCUGAGCAACCUGAGGAGGCAGCUGGAUGCCAAGCAGAGCGAGCGUGGGAGGCUGGAUAUGGAGCUGAGGAGCGUGCAAGACAAUCUGGAGGACUUCAAGAACAAGUACGAGGAUGAAAUCAACAAGCGCACUGCCUUGGAGAAUGAAUUUGUGUUGCUCAAGAAGGAUGUAGAUGCUGCAUAUAUGGGCAGAAUGGAUCUGCAUGGCAAAGUGGACACCUUGAACCAGGAGAUUGAAUUCCUGCAACAUCUCUUUGAGGCGGAGCUGAGCCAAGUGCAGACCCAUGUGUCUGACACCAAUGUUGUGCUCUCCAUGGACAACAACCGCAGCCUGGACUUGGACAGCAUCAUCGCUGAGGUCAAAGCCCAGUAUGAACUGAUUGCCCAGAAGAGCCGGGCUGAGGCUGAGUCCUGGUACCAGACCAAGUAUGAAGAGCUGCAGGUGACAGCUGGGAAACAUGGGGACAGCCUUCGAGACACCAAAAAUGAGAUUGCAGAGCUCACCCGCACCAUCCAGAGACUGCAGAGUGAGGUGGAUGCAACCAAGAAGCAGUGCCAGCAGCUGCAGACCGCCAUCGCAGAAGCGGAGCAGCGUGGGGAGAUGGCGCUCAAGGAUGCCAAGAAGAAGCUUGGAGAUCUAGACACAGCCCUGCACCAGGCCAAGGAGGACCUGGCCAGGCUGCUUCGUGAUUACCAGUCUCUCAUGAAUGUCAAGCUGGCCUUGGAUGUGGAGAUCGCCACCUACCGCAAGCUACUGGAGAGCGAGGAGAGCAGGAUGUCCGGAGAGUGUCCCAGCGCAGUCAGUAUCUCGGUGACUGGCAACUCUACCUCGGUGUGUGCGGGCGGCGCGACCAGCUUCGGGAGCGGCCUCUCUCUGGGCGGGGCUGGUGCGGCCAGCAAGGGUGGCUUCAGUGCCAACGUGAGCUACGGCACUGCCAAGGGCGGGCAGGUCUCCGGGGGAACCUCCAUCCUGCGGAAGACCACCACGGUCAAGACCUCUAGCCGGAGAUACUAGCAGCAAGGCUUUGUGGGCGGGGCUGGGCUGCGGUCCUUGAGCUGGCCACGCCUUCACAGCACCGCGGGGGCUGAGUAUUCUUAGUGCACAAUUUUCAUACGAUUUGCAUUUGGGAAAGGGCUCAAAUUCACUCAGAUUUUUCUCCUUGGUGAUGCAGUGGGAUGGGAGGGAGGUUAGGGUCACCAGCUGGAUGACUUGGGGUGACCUGACCAUUUUGAUAGAGGAAGGAGGAUGUCCAUUUCUACUCGUUCACCUCAGCAGAUGUGCUCUGAGUUUAGGGCAAGCUGGAGGAGGAGAGAGGAGGCAGCAGUGGUUCCCAGAGCCCUCCAACCUCCUCAGUUUCUCACCAGACGUCACCUUUGCCACCUCAUGUCCUAGCCCCUGUCUGUGCCUGUGAUGUGUCUCAAUAAACAGCAACUAC
Molecule: messenger RNA, 2177 nt
Organism: Peromyscus californicus insignis
Lineage: Eukaryota; Metazoa; Chordata; Mammalia; Rodentia; Cricetidae
Gene: Krt79
Product: keratin 79
Exons: 9
Coding region: 2-1756 (584 amino acids)
Biological process (GO): keratinization; intermediate filament organization
Cellular component (GO): keratin filament
Molecular function (GO): structural constituent of skin epidermis
Source: RefSeq, a predicted model, not a curated record